AUGCUUUUUCAUUUACUUCUCAUGUCUGUUACCCCUCUCUUCUUUUCAUUUUACUUCUCAUGUCUGUUACCCCUCUCUAAAGCUUUUCAACUUCUCAGCUUUUCAUUUUUCAUUUACUUCUCAUGUCUCUUUUAUUUACUUCUCAUGUCUGUUACCCCCUCUCUAAAACUUUUCAUUUACUUCUCAUGUCUGUUACCCCUCUCUAAAGCUUUUUUAUUUACUUCUCAUCUGUUACCCCUUCUUUUCACUUCUCUGUUACCCCUCUCUAAAGCUUUUCAUUUACUUCUCAUGUCUGUUACCCUCCUAAAGCUUUUCAUUUACUUCUCAUGUCUGUUACCCCUCUCUACUUUCAUUUCUUCUUUCAUUUCAUUUACUUCUCAUCUUUUCAUUUACUUCUCAUGUCUGUUACCCCUCUCUAAAGCUUUCAUUUACUUCUCACGUCUGUUAAAAGCUUUUCAUUUACCCCUUCUCAUUUCUGUUAUGUACCCCUCUCUAAAGCUUUUCAUUUACUUCUUACUUCUCAUCUUUUCAUUUUACUUCUCAUGUCUGUUACCCCUCUUACUUCUCAUGUCUGUUACCCCUCUCUCCUUUUCCUUGUCUGUUAAAGCUUUCAUUUUACUUCUUUCUGUUUCCCUCUCUAAAAGCUUUUCAUUUACUUCUCUCAUGUCUCAUUUACUUCUCAUGUCUGUUACCCCUCUCUCUAAAUGUCUGUUACCCCUCUCAAAGCUUUUCAUUUUGAAAACUUCUUUUCCCCUCUCCUAA
Messenger RNA from Acanthosepion pharaonis, 762 nucleotides. The record is from the annotation of a GenBank genome assembly. NCBI's taxonomy places the organism in Eukaryota, Metazoa, Mollusca, Cephalopoda, Sepiida, Sepiidae.